UGUGACAUUUUCACAUAUUCAUCACCGAGUUAUUAUUAUCUAAGAUCCCACUUAUUUAUUAGUGAUAUAGAUGCAGAGCUAUUCAGAGAAAAGUUUUUGGAAGAAAGUAAACGAUAAGAAAUGAAGGAAAUCGCCGGUAAUGCCAUGUAGAAAUCGAAGGUUGGCAUCAACAAUUCAGAGCUCAUCAAAAUCAACCACCGCUCAGUCAAAAAUCACAUCACUUUUCUUCGAGUUAAAGCAAGGAAGAGAACCAUCAGUUUCAGGAAUCAAGCAAGAAACUUGAUUGAUUUCAAUGGCAGCAAUAGUUUCAGGAUCAAUGGGGAAUGACGCAUGGAAGGCGCAUGUGGGUAUGGCAUUGGUGCAGCUUUUCAAUGGUGGCUACCAUGUAAUUACCAAAGUGGCCCUUAACGUUGGGGUUAACCAAUUAGUCUUUUGCCUCUAUAGAGAUCUACUUGCACUCUCUAUCCUUGCUCCUAUCGCUUAUAUCCGUGAAAAACGGACACGACCGCCCAUUACUAAGAACCUCCUGAUAUCAUUCUUUUUCCUUGGAUUAACUGGGAUAUUUGGCAACCAACUUCUGUUUCUUCUUGGCUUAAGCUAUACAAAUCCAACUUAUGCUGCUGCCACACAGCCGGCCAUUCCAGUCUUUACAUUUUUAUUUGCUGUAAUAAUGGGUACAGAAAGAGUGAACUUGCUCAGAUAUGAAGGUCUGGCAAAGGUUGUAGGAACUAUUAUCUGUGUUUCGGGUGCCAUAUUGAUGGUUUUGUAUCGCGGUCCAGCUGUAAUAGGAAAUGCAGAAAUUGAUCAUGUAGCACAAAAUGAAAUUAGUGCGAGAGGUCAGCCAGAGCCUUCUGGAUGGUUUUUUGGCGGUUUACAGGAUCUCGGGUUUGACCAUUUUCAUCUUGGGGUUCUGUGCUUGAUAGGGAACUGCAUGUGUAUGGCUGCUUUUCUAGCCAUUCAGGCACCGGUGUUAAAAAAGUAUCCUUCAAACCUAUCUGUCACGGCAUAUUCAUACUUCUUCGGAGCUGCUCUGAUGGUGAUGGUGUCAUUUUUAAUUACUAACGAAUCAACUAACUGGAGUCUGACAUCAUCCGAAAUACUUGCUGUUAUCUAUGCUGGAACUAUUGCAUCUGCGCUUAACUAUGGACUCAUUACAUGGUGCAAUAAGAUUUUAGGUCCAGCUUUGGUUGCCCUAUACAAUCCACUUCAACCCGGCUUUUCUGCCAUACUGUCUCAGAUAUUCCUCGGAAGUCCAGUUUACUUGGGAAGCAUCAUAGGUGGAUCGUUUAUCAUUGCUGGUCUAUAUACAGUUACUUGGGGAUCGUAUAGAGAAAGACGAGCAACAGUUGUAGUUACUCCUCACGGUCCCGGGGAAACUGAGCCACUUAUCCUUGAUAAAACUGCAUAUCAGAUAGAAAAAUGGAUGAUGAAUAACCAUACAUACAUGGCCAAGUGUCCCAACAUGCUUAAGUGCGUCAGGAUUAAGCUAAAUUAAUGCAAGCUGUUGGAGAAUCAUCUUGUACUACUGAAAGAUCCUUUUUCCCGUGGUCAUGUUUCUCCGGCUCAUAACAAGGCACAUGCUGCUCCCGUUCAUGCACAAGCUAUGAGUUGUUAGGAGUCAAAUUGGUAUGAUGCUAUGAAUGAUGAAAUGAAUUCUAUGAAAGACAAUUUUGUCUGAGAUCUUGUAGAGUUAUCUAAUGAGGCGAAUACCAUGGGUUGCAAAUAAGUAUUUAAAACCAAAAAGAACUCAUUAAGGCUAGGCUCGUUGCGAAAAGAUUUACUCAAAAAAUACAUAAUCAAUUACACGUAUAC
Messenger RNA from Vicia villosa (hairy vetch), 1812 nucleotides. RefSeq names its product WAT1-related protein At4g19185-like. Bases 293 to 1495 code for a protein of 400 amino acids. NCBI's taxonomy places the organism in Eukaryota, Viridiplantae, Streptophyta, Magnoliopsida, Fabales, Fabaceae. Gene Ontology annotation, cellular component: plasma membrane. Gene Ontology annotation, molecular function: transmembrane transporter activity. The transcript has 9 exons. The record is from RefSeq and is a predicted model, not a curated record.